AUGCCGGUCACCGUGGGAGUUCUCGCUCUACAGGGCGCAUUUGUUGAACAUAUCAAGCUACUGAAGACGGCAGCGGAGCAAGAAGGCUUCGCUGACUGGCAGUUCAUCGAAGUUCGAACGCCACAAGAGCUCGAGAAAUGCGAUGGGCUUGUAUUGCCCGGUGGCGAGAGCACCACCAUGUCGCUGGUUGCGGCACGUUCAAAUCUACUAGAGCCACUGAGAGAAUUUGUCAAAGUCCGCCGUAGGCCAACGUGGGGCACUUGCGCCGGCUUGAUCCUCCUCGCGGAAUCCGCCAACAAGACGAAGAAGGGUGGUCAGGAGUUGAUUGGUGGCCUUGAUGUUCGAGUGAAUCGCAAUCAUUUCGGUCGACAGACGGAGAGCUUCCAGGGACCUCUUGAUCUGCCAUUCUUGGGCGAAAAUGCCCCGCCGUUCCCUGCCGUCUUUAUCCGAGCACCCAUUGUCGAGUGCAUCUUGCCCACCCAAUCGGGAAUUCAAGAGGAGGAAUCUCAACGCGAGGACACAAUUAUUGCGCCUUCAAGGAAGGCGAGAAAUUCGGUAGCGGACGCUGCCAAUAGCGAUGUCGAGGUGAUGGCCACCUUGUCUGGGCCAGCGGCGCGCCAUGCCACACAGGGCCGUGCGAUCAGUCCGGAUCACGAGUUGGGCGAUGUCGUGGCGGUGCGCCAAGGCAAUGUGUUUGGAACCAGCUUCCAUCCUGAGCUGACGGGAGAUGCCAGAAUCCACGCCUGGUGGUUGCAUCAGGUAGAGGAUGCUCUGAAGAGGAGGCAGAAGCGCAGCUCGUAA
This is a messenger RNA of Penicillium oxalicum, 801 nucleotides long. RefSeq names its product pyridoxal 5'-phosphate synthase glutaminase subunit PdxT. NCBI's taxonomy places the organism in Eukaryota, Fungi, Ascomycota, Eurotiomycetes, Eurotiales, Aspergillaceae. Gene Ontology annotation, cellular component: glutaminase complex; cytosol. Gene Ontology annotation, molecular function: glutaminase activity. The coding region runs from base 1 to 801 and encodes 266 amino acids. Gene Ontology annotation, biological process: pyridoxine metabolic process; pyridoxal 5'-phosphate biosynthetic process. The transcript has 2 exons. The record is from RefSeq and is a predicted model, not a curated record.